UUAAGUGGACUGCAAGACUAUCAAUAGAAAAAAAUGUAAUCAAUAUACAUGGUUACAUAAUUUUUCAUUUUUUAUUGCAUUACUGUUACAUUAACUUUGGAAGUAAAAAGAAGUUUAUUUAAAUUAAAGAGAAUAAUUUUGAAAUGUAUGAUUAUUUUAAUAUGUCAUGUUUAGAUGAUAAAAGUGCACUUAAAUUAAAUAUUAAAGUAAACAGUGAAAAUUUAUUACCAAUUCCACAAAAAUACAAUGUUGGAUCAUUGAGAGUACCUGAAGAUCCAUCAUGGCCAAAAAUUCCACCACGUAAAUUAGUAGAUGAUGCUGAUGACAUAAUUCAUCCUCCGUGUGUUAUUACAUUAACAGGUACACCUAGGAGAAGUCGUACUACAGUACGCAUACCACAACAUCAAUCAUUCAAAACAAUGGAAAUGAAAGAUUUUAAUUCUUCCGUACAUCAAUUAACACUUAAUACAAUAAAAAGGAAACCUGGUUCUUUAGAUCCUCGUUUUAAACGCGUAACUGCAGUUAAAAAUCAGACUACACCAACAGAAUCUAUAAAACAAUAUAAUACUUCGAAAGAACCACCACAGAGUGCUUCUAUCAUAAAACAAUCACAAUCUCCCUGUGAAAUGAUGAAGAAAACUGCUUCUGGAAAAAACUUAAAUAUCUAUCAGAUAACACAAGAAAGUAUAAAGGAGCCAGAAAAUGAAGAGAUUAAAAAUAAUAAUAGUCAUUUCAUACAAGAACUAAACAGAGAUAAAAGUAAUGUGGAAGAUAACAACAAAUUAGAAUGUAAACUCCAUCUAAUAAAGGAUCAUAAUACAAAUAAUUUUACAAAUAUAAAUAAUACAAGUAAAAUAGAUUCUGUAGACAUCAAAGAAAAUAUUGAUCCCAUUCCAGAAAAAACUAAAAAUAUCAUAGAAAAUGAAAUAUCCAAAGGUGAACAAAUAUCAACCUCUACCUAUAAUGAGAAAUGUAUAUUAGAAACUAAAACAAAGAAUGAUUUAAAAGUGCUAUCAGAAAAUCAAUCAUUACAAUCUUCUAAUGAAUGUGAUGGUCAAAUUUUACUUGUUAUGAAAAAGAAAGUACAUUCUUUACCUAGUCCUAUACCUCAGUAUACAACACAAUGUUACAAUGUACAAGUACCAAUAAUUACAUAUCAAAAUAUACCUCUACAAAUAUCAACUUGUACAUCAGGGGAUGUCAAUAUCUCCCCUUGUAUUACAAAUACUUUACCAAUAACUGACUUAUGUACAACUACACAAUUUAAAAUAAAACAUAAAAAUUCAGAUAUUCAUUCAUUAUCAUUAGAAAAACAAAAUUUGGGCAGUCUACAACAAGAGCAUGAAAUAGUAAAUACUAACAACGUUGAUACUACAGAUACACAAGUUAGACAAAAAGCUCUUAUUUUAGAUAAGAAAAUAGAGGAUAGAACUUCAGAGCAGCCCAUAGUUGAAAAUAAUUAUUAUGAAACUUCUUCUUUACCAAAUAACGAUAAAAUUUAUAUUUCUGUUGAUAAUAAUAAUGAUUUUAAUCGUUCUAACAAUCAUUUGAAAAUUACAUCACAUCAACAGCCAAUAAAAAUUAAUGAUUCAAAUGCUUAUAUAUCUACUAAAGUUCCAAAUUUUAAAAAAUGUACUUUAAAUCAACGACGCAAAAUGAGAUCUGAACAAAAUUUAUUGCAUAAAGAAAAUAUAUAUAUUAAAAAGUUCUUUCAAUCAUCAGAACCUUAUAUUACAUCCAGGCGAAGAAGAAUAAAAGCUAACUUUUCGAAAAAAGCAAGAUUGUACUUUCAAAAAAAAUCUAGAUCUGGUAUAAUAAAUUCUAAUUGUACUUUAUUAUGGCCAGGUUAUCAGAAAACAAACUGUAAACAUGGUCAAAGAUUUCCAAAAGUUGAACAAUAUACAAAAGAAAAAAAUUGCCAUUACUUAAUGCUAAAGAAACCUAUUGAUGAAAGGAAUAAAGAUAUAAAUACGAAUUGCAUUAAGAUGGAAUCUUUAGUUGAAAAUCCUACUGCGUCUUGUGAUGUCUUUUGCCAGCAAAAUGAGGAAAACAAAUAUAAUAGUUUGCAAAGAUCAGAUAAGAAUACUUCUAUUGAUAAUCCUAUAAGAAUAUCUCUUAAAACACAAGAAUUAUUAAAUAAAAGUUAUCUAGAAUACUAUAAUAAUUUAAAACAAAAAACAGGCAACAUAGAAAAUAUACAACAAAAAUAUUUUCAUAAAGUAGCAUUAGAAACUCCUUAUAUUAAAAGAAGAAAAAACAAAUCAUUCUAUAAUAAUAUUUAUAAUGAUGAAGUAAAAUUUAAUCCAGAGAUGCAUACAAUAGAACAAUGUUCAGCUUUGUCAAGUAUAAUUAAUAAAAAUCUGGAUUCCACUUUACAACAUUCAAGUGAUACAACACAAACAAAACAAUUGUAUGUUAAUAGAAAUAUUAGGCAAUCUUUAGAUCCAACAGGAGGCACUCAAAAUAAAACUGUACAAAACAUGGUUUCUAAGAUAGCUACAGAUAUUUAUGAAAAUUCCGUUACAUCAUCUACAUUUAUACACAAAAUUAAACAUAAAAAAGAAAAAUGUAAUGAAAAACGAUUUAUAAAAUUAAAAACCAUUGUAUUUUUUGGUACUAUAAUGUAUGCCUUGGUUGUAUUUUUACCUAUGAUCUAUGAUUAUUUCUUUUAUGAAGAUUAUGAUGACUAUGAGGACUUCACAUAUAUUGAACUCAUAAUAAAUUAUGUAAUUUCAUCCUUUAAAGAGGCCUUCAAUAGUUUCUUCAAUACAUUUUAUAAAAUCUUCUUCCAGCCGCGUGCCUGUAAGAAAUGUAACAGCAUAUCUUAAUCUUGCUAGUGAUUAUUUCAUUAUAUACAAAAUGAAAAGUGAAACGUGUAUUAAAUGAAAAGUAUUUUGAU
Molecule: messenger RNA, 2899 nt
Organism: Vespula pensylvanica (western yellowjacket)
Lineage: Eukaryota; Metazoa; Arthropoda; Insecta; Hymenoptera; Vespidae
Product: metacaspase-2-like
Exons: 10
Coding region: 144-2828 (894 amino acids)
Source: RefSeq, a predicted model, not a curated record